AUGGCGGGCCGGCGCGGGGCGCUGAUCGUGCUGGAGGGCGUGGACCGCGCCGGCAAGAGCACGCAGUGCCGGCGGCUGGUGGAGGCGCUGAGGGCCGGCGGCCACCGCGCCGACCUCCUCCGCUUCCCGGAGAGAACAACGGAAAUUGGGCAGCUGAUCAGUUCCUACCUGAUGAAGAAGAAGGACCUGGAGGACCACACUAUUCACCUGCUCUUCUCUGCUAACCGCUGGGAACAUGUGCCACUGAUGAAAGAGAAACUACAUCAAGGGAUCACACUUGUGGUUGACAGAUAUGCCUUUUCUGGAGUGGCCUUCACAAGUGCUAAAGAGAACUUCUGCCUGGACUGGUGCAAGCAGCCUGAUGUUGGACUCCCAAAGCCAGAUCUGAUUCUGUUUCUUCAGUUAAGACCAGAAGAGGCAGCAGGACGAGGGAACUUUGGAACUGAACGCUACGAGAACAGCUCCUUCCAAGAGAAAGUUCUGCAGUCCUUCUACCACCUGAUGAAGGAUGAGACAUUGAACUGGAAGACAAUGGAUGCUUCAAAGACCAUAGAAGAUUUGCACAAAGAAAUCAAGUCCAUUGCAGAGGAAACUAUACAGGAGGCUCAGAAUAAACCUUUGGCAGAACUCUGGAAAUAAAGCUUUAUACAGAUUAUUCCCUGGACAAAGAC
This is a messenger RNA of Indicator indicator, 671 nucleotides long. RefSeq names its product deoxythymidylate kinase (gene DTYMK). NCBI's taxonomy places the organism in Eukaryota, Metazoa, Chordata, Aves, Piciformes, Indicatoridae. Gene Ontology annotation, molecular function: ATP binding; dTMP kinase activity. The transcript has 5 exons. Gene Ontology annotation, biological process: dUDP biosynthetic process; dTDP biosynthetic process; dTTP biosynthetic process. The record is from RefSeq and is a predicted model, not a curated record. Bases 1 to 639 code for a protein of 212 amino acids. Gene Ontology annotation, cellular component: mitochondrion; cytoplasm; cytosol.